Molecule: messenger RNA, 924 nt
Organism: Solanum stenotomum
Lineage: Eukaryota; Viridiplantae; Streptophyta; Magnoliopsida; Solanales; Solanaceae
Product: LEAF RUST 10 DISEASE-RESISTANCE LOCUS RECEPTOR-LIKE PROTEIN KINASE-like 1.2
Exons: 1
Coding region: 20-820 (266 amino acids)
Molecular function (GO): polysaccharide binding
Source: RefSeq, a predicted model, not a curated record
CAGUUAUUUAAGAUUAAAGAUGAACCAAGAAAAAAGGUAUAUCUUGAUAGCAUCAUUAAACCUUUGUGUUUUCUGCUUCAUUCUGCAACUAGAUAAAUGUUCUGCUGUUGAUCCACAGUUUGUAGUAUGUAAUAAAUCAGUAAAUUGUAGAUAUGGUCCAAGAAUAAGCUUUCCAUUUUAUAUUGAAGAUGUUCAAGAAUCUUAUUGUGGGUACCCUGGAUUUGGGCUAUAUUGUAGUGAACAAGGGUUUCCUGCUGUACAUAUAGCUGGAAAUGAGUAUGUAGUUGAAGAUAUUAGAUAUCAAGAUCAUACUUUUCAGCUUAAAAAUUCAGUCUUUAACAGUAGUGUAAGGAAUGGAUGUGUUUCUGAUAUCAAGAAUAUGUCACUCGAUAAUCGCCCUUUUCAGUUUGUUAAGAAAUCAAAAAUUUACUUGUUGUCGAAGUGUAAUGGUUCGAUAUCUGAGAAUCUUUCGAAGCACAUGAUUCAUUUUGGUUGUGGUGGAGAAAAUGUGAAUGAUUGGGGUUAUGCAAUGUUAGCUGAUGAUGAAAGAUUUGAGUCUGCAUUACAAGUGUGUGAAAAACAUGUAAUGGCACCAGUAGAAAUGCUUGGUGAUGAGGGAAGUAAUCGAGAUGUUGACUAUCUGUGGAUUUUGAGAAGGGGGUUUAGAUUGAACUGGACUGCUGCUAAUUGCAGUGAAUGUGCAGAAAGUAGAGGACAUUGCGGAUUUGAUGUUAUCAAUUAUCAAUUCAAAUGUUUCUGCACUGACAGCCCUCAUGCAUUGAGUUGCCACCCUUCCGGUAAGCCCCUAUCUAGCAGUUAAUUUUCCAGUAUAAUUAUGCAGAACCUUAUCAUAUGAUUAGGCACCGUGCUUUAGGUUCUUUUCUUGUGAUUACCAAGCGCACAAAAAAGUAUCGUUUGAUCAUC